Molecule: messenger RNA, 3135 nt
Organism: Trichosurus vulpecula (common brushtail)
Lineage: Eukaryota; Metazoa; Chordata; Mammalia; Diprotodontia; Phalangeridae
Gene: SRGAP1
Product: SLIT-ROBO Rho GTPase activating protein 1
Exons: 21
Coding region: 48-3122 (1024 amino acids)
Biological process (GO): signal transduction; negative regulation of cell migration
Cellular component (GO): cytoplasm
Molecular function (GO): protein binding
Source: RefSeq, a predicted model, not a curated record
GAGCUCAGCUAAUAGAACAACAGAAAUGCCUAGAGCAGCAGACCGAGAUGCGGGUACAGCUCCUGCAGGACCUGCAAGAUUUCUUCCGCAAAAAAGCCGAAAUUGAGACCGAGUACUCACGCAACCUGGAGAAGUUAGCAGAGAGGUUCAUGGCCAAAACCAGGAGCACAAAAGAUCACCAGCAGUACAAGAAAGACCAGAACCUAUUGUCUCCAGUGAACUGCUGGUAUUUACUCCUGAACCAAGUAAGAAGAGAAAGCAAAGACCAUGCAACAUUAAGCGAUAUCUAUCUGAACAAUGUCAUCAUGCGCUUUAUGCAGAUAAGUGAGGAUUCUACCAGAAUGUUUAAAAAGAGCAAAGAGAUUGCAUUCCAGCUUCACGAGGAUUUAAUGAAAGUUCUUAAUGAGCUGUAUACGGUCAUGAAAACAUACCACAUGUAUCAUGCAGAAAGUAUCAGCGCAGAGAGCAAAUUAAAAGAAGCAGAAAAACAGGAAGAAAAACAAAUUGGACGAUCCGGGGACCCAGUCUUUCACAUUCGACUAGAAGAGAGACAUCAGAGGAGGAGUUCUGUGAAGAAGAUUGAGAAAAUGAAAGAGAAGCGACAGGCAAAGUAUUCGGAGAAUAAAUUAAAAUCCAUCAAAGCACGAAAUGAAUAUCUCCUAACCCUAGAAGCAACGAAUGCCUCCGUGUUCAAGUAUUAUAUCCAUGACCUCUCGGAUUUAAUCGAUUGCUGUGACCUUGGAUACCACGCCAGUCUGAACAGAGCCCUAAGAACAUAUCUCUCUGCAGAGUAUAACCUUGAAACCUCCAGACACGAAGGCCUGGAUAUCAUUGAGAAUGCAGUUGAUAAUUUAGAGCCCCGGAGUGAUAAGCAGAGAUUCAUGGAGAUGUACCCUGCCGCCUUCUGCCCACCAAUGAAAUUUGAGUUUCAGUCUCACAUGGGUGAUGAGGUCUGUCAGGUCAGCGCCCAGCAGCCGGUGCAAGCGGAACUCAUGCUCAGGUAUCAGCAGCUGCAGUCACGACUGGCCACGCUCAAAAUCGAGAAUGAGGAGGUCAAGAAAACAACCGAAGCCACCUUACAAACGAUACAAGACAUGGUCACCAUCGAGGAUUACGAUGUCUCAGAAUGCUUCCAGCACAGUCGGUCCACGGAGUCUGUAAAGUCCACCGUCUCGGAAACGUACUUGAGUAAACCCAGCAUUGCUAAAAGAAGAGCCAACCAACAGGAAACCGAGCAGUUCUACUUCAUGAAAUUCAGGGAAUACCUGGAAGGCAGUAAUCUCAUUACAAAGCUUCAAGCCAAACAUGAUUUGCUGCAAAGGACACUGGGAGAAGGUCACAGAGCUGAAUAUAUGACCACAAGCCGAGGACGGAGGAAUUCGCACACAAGACAUCAGGAUUCAGGGCAAGUCAUCCCCCUCAUUGUGGAAAGCUGCAUCAGGUUUAUCAAUCUGUACGGUCUUCAGCAUCAGGGGAUUUUCAGAGUGUCUGGCUCCCAGGUGGAAGUCAAUGACAUUAAAAAUUCAUUUGAGAGAGGUGAAAAUCCUUUGGCUGAUGACCAAAGUAACCAUGACAUUAACUCAGUUGCAGGAGUUCUGAAACUCUUUUUCCGCGGGCUGGAAAACCCCCUCUUUCCUAAGGAAAGAUUUAAUGAUCUUAUUUCUUGUGUCAGAAUAGAUAAUCUCUAUGAGAGGGCUCUUCACAUCCGUAAACUCCUCCUUACCUUGCCCAGAUCGGUCCUUAUCGUGAUGAGGUACCUUUUUGCUUUCCUCAACCACCUCUCACAGUACAGCGAUGAGAACAUGAUGGAUCCCUAUAACCUGGCCAUUUGUUUUGGGCCAACACUGAUGCCCGUUCCAGAAAUACAGGACCAGGUCUCUUGCCAGGCUCAUGUGAAUGAAAUCAUCAAAACUAUCAUCAUCCACCAUGAGACUAUUUUCCCAGAUGCUAAGGAACUAGAUGGCCCAGUUUAUGAGAAGUGCAUGGCUGGAGGUGACUAUUGUGACAGCCCAUACAGUGAGCAUGGUACUUUGGAAGAAGUCGAUCAGGAUGCUGGUACAGAGCCCCACACCAGUGAAGAUGAAUGUGAACCCAUUGAAGCUAUAGCUAAGUUUGACUAUGUUGGGAGGUCUGCUCGAGAACUGUCCUUCAAGAAGGGAGCCUCACUGCUUUUAUAUCACCGAGCAUCCGAGGACUGGUGGGAAGGACGGCACAAUGGAAUCGAUGGCCUAGUACCUCAUCAGUACAUUGUGGUACAGGAUAUGGAUGAUACCUUUUCUGAUACACUGAGCCAAAAAGCAGACAGUGAAGCCAGCAGUGGGCCUGUUACAGAAGAUAAGUCUUCAUCCAAGGACAUGAACUCCCCAACUGACCGUCAUCCUGAUGGAUAUUUAGCCAGACAAAGAAAAAGGGCUGAACCACCCCUUCCUUCAAGGCGUCCUGGCAGGACCAGUGAUGGCCACUGCCCUAUCCACCCCCCACACUCACUCUCCAAUUCCUCGGUUGACCUUGGGUCCCCUAGCCUAUCCAGUCACUGCAGCCCCCGAGCCCUGUUGCAGAACCGUAGCCUCAACAAUGACAGCCCUGAAAGGAGGCGCAGGCCUGGCCAUGGCAGCCUGACAAACAUUAGUAGGCAUGAUUCUCUAAAGAAGAUCGACAGUCCUCCCAUUCGGAGAUCGACGUCAUCGGGCCAGUAUACAGGCUUCAAUGACCACAAACCUCUGGACCCAGAGACGAUCGCUCAGGAUAUCGAGGAGACAAUGAACACCGCUUUGAACGAACUCCGAGAGCUGGAAAGGCAGAGUACAGCAAAGCAUGCCCCAGACGUGGUGCUGGAUACCUUGGAACAAAUGAAAAACUCCCCCACACCUGCCUCGUCCACUGAAUCCCUCAGCCCUCUCCAUAAUGUGAUGCUCAGGAGUACCGAGCCUCAGAUCCGACGAAGCACGAGCUCUUCCAGUGACACAAUGAGUACUUUCAAGCCCAUGGUGGCACCCAGGAUGGGAGUACAGCUGAAGCCCCCAGCUCUUAGGCCAAAACCCAUCGUUCUUCCAAAAACAAAUCCAACCAUAGGACCCACGCCUCCCUCCCAGGGUCCAACAGACAAAUCAUGCACGAUGUAAAAAAAAAAAAAAA